AUUGGAGGUGGGGCAGGGCAGCAUAUUGCAACACGGAGCCGAGGGGUGGAUCUCCCGGGCGGUCUAUAAAGGAGAAAGCGCAACUUUUAUAGCGGAGGAAACUUUCCCCGACUCAGCUCCACGGAAAUCUAUCUCGACUCAGGUCAGCGCGCAACAGGUGUCGCUUUAUUUCCCCCCUGUAUGGACGUUGUGUGAAAGCUCCCAACUUGUUUGGCUCGCGGGUCAAGAAACUUAGAAGAAGAAGAACCAAACAAAACAAAAAAAACAGCUGAAAAGCUCAGUAGCGACAUGUCCCAACUUAGACCCAGGCUGUGCGUGCUGGAGAAGGGCCCCAGCGGUUACGGGUUCCACCUGCACGGAGAGAAGGGCAAAACCGGGCAGUUCAUUCGGCUCGUGGAGGACGACUCCCCUGCCUCCGCGGCCGGGCUGCUCGCGCGAGACCGGCUGGUGUUCGUGAAUGGGGAGAGUGUGGAGGGCGAGAGCCAUCAGCAGGUGGUGGCGAGGAUACGGGCGACCUCCGGGGCUCUGGAGCUUAUCGUGGUGGACCCCGAAACGGCGGAGCUGCUGAGCAAACACAACCUGCAGUGCCGGAAAGAAUACGUCACGGAGGGUAUUCCCCUUCCUCGCGGGGACAGCGACUCGGAGCGCGAGGACACGCGCAGAAACGGCACCCCUAUCCCGCGUGAAAAUGGGGACACGUCCUCGGUGAGGUCGGGGAGUGUCAGCUCCAGCACGAAGAUGGAGAGGGACGGGCCGCGGCCUCGUCUCUGCCACAUGAAGAAGGGCUCCGGCGGCUACGGCUUCAACCUGCACAGUGAGAAGAACAAGCCAGGCCAGUUCAUCCGAGCCGUGGACGAUGACUCCCCAGCGCAGAGAGCCGGCCUCCGGCCGCAGGACAAGAUCAUCCAGGUCAACGGCGUGUCGGUGGUCGGGAUGCAGCACUCCGAGGUGGUGGCGGCCAUUAAAGCCGGCGGGAACGAAACCACCCUGCUGGUGGUCGACGCCGAGGCGGAGGAGUUCUUCAAGAGGUGCAACGUCCUGCCCGGCGAGGAGCACGUCACUGGACCGCUUCCUGAGCCCGCGUCAGAGAGAGGAUCAGACGAGGAGGCAGCCUCGCAGCUGAAGUCCAAACUGUCUGUGAGCUCCCGGGCCUCCAGUGUCUCGUCCAACGCCUCCCAGCCGGCAGCAGAUCGCAGCGCAUCGCCGCCACAGGUGGAGAAGGUGGAGAAGGUGGAGAAGGCCCUGGAGCCCGAGCCGUCCUCGACAGCCAACACCUUGGCCCUGAGCUUGUCUCUUGCCCAGGCCAAAGAGCGAGCUCAUCAGAAGCGAGCCGCUAAGAAAGCCCCGCAAAUGGACUGGAGCAAGAGGAACGAACUGUUCAGCAACUUAUAAACGUUGUCGCCGUCAUCGCCUCCCUGGGGCUCUGUGCUGCCCUCCAGUGGAGAACUCAGAGACAAUCAGCCUCUCAUUCCGAGUGCGUCUGCCGCUGCGAGGAUCCCGCAGUCUGACGGACGCCACUCAUCUUAAACCCACGUUUAACAGUAUUACGUCAUGAUUUGAUUGUUUUAAUUUAGAGAUUCGUCCACUUUUCUUUCUUUCAUGUUUUAAUGACGGCUGGACUGCCAGCAUUUCACACGGAAAUGAAUGUUUCUAGCUUAUGAAGAGUAGAGGUAGUCGCGUUCAGUUUCUCAUGAUGAGGAGCGCGGGCUUAAUAGCGGGACGUCGGGAAGACUGAUUGGCAGAUUCUGCAUCACAAAUCUGGAGAAGUGAGUGAAUCGGUAUACAUUUCCUCCAGUCAGUAACCACUGGGACCUUUACGUUUUAUGUUCUGAUGUCUGAUUCCAUUGUAUGAGAUUAUUGUUUUUGUCGUCUUUGAUAAACAUGUAUAUAUACAAGAAUGAGCGGAUGAGGAGGACGUUUUAGCCGUUCCAGCGCUUUCUGUUGAUUCUGCUGCAAAUCGGUUCAUUUUUAAAGCUGCGCCUGUCGGUCCGGGCGUCGACCACAGGAGGUUUUUAGAAGGAAAAAACAAAAACAGUAUGUUCUGAUGUUUCUGUGCUCUAGAAUGUAAUGAUGAAAAAAUAUAGCAUUUGGAUCAAACAAA
Messenger RNA from Fundulus heteroclitus (mummichog), 2101 nucleotides. Its product is annotated as Na(+)/H(+) exchange regulatory cofactor NHE-RF1. Gene Ontology annotation, biological process: protein localization to plasma membrane. NCBI's taxonomy places the organism in Eukaryota, Metazoa, Chordata, Actinopteri, Cyprinodontiformes, Fundulidae. Gene Ontology annotation, cellular component: apical plasma membrane. The record is from RefSeq and is a predicted model, not a curated record. The transcript is spliced from 6 exons. Gene Ontology annotation, molecular function: signaling receptor binding; protein-membrane adaptor activity. Bases 289 to 1392 code for a protein of 367 amino acids.